This is a messenger RNA of Erinaceus europaeus (western European hedgehog), 683 nucleotides long. RefSeq names its product progonadoliberin-2 (gene GNRH2). Gene Ontology annotation, molecular function: hormone activity. Lineage: Eukaryota; Metazoa; Chordata; Mammalia; Eulipotyphla; Erinaceidae. Gene Ontology annotation, biological process: multicellular organism development. The transcript has 4 exons. The record is from RefSeq and is a predicted model, not a curated record. Bases 108 to 506 code for a protein of 132 amino acids. Gene Ontology annotation, cellular component: extracellular region.
CAGGAACAGGGGUGAAGCCUCCAGAUCAAUAAAUCCCCAGCCUUCAGCCUGGGGUCCCCAAGCUUCGUGGAGAAGCCACCGAAGUCCACAUCUCUCCCAGUUCUGCCAUGGCCAGCUCCAAGUUAGGUCUCCUACUGCUGUUGCUGCUGCUGCUGACUGCCCACCCUGGACCCCUGAGGGCUCAACACUGGUCCCACGGCUGGUACCCUGGAGGAAAGCGAGCCUCCAGCUCAUCCCAGGACCCCCAGUUUACACCUAGGCUCCCAGCAAGCAGCCCAGACCAGACUGCCCAAACCCUCCCAAGAGAUGUCCUGGCUGUCCCUGAGGACCAUGUGCCCUGGAAGGGCAAGACUACAGCCGAGAGGCCCCUACAAGGGAAACAGUACCUGGUGCAGAUGUUGCUGGGAGGGCACCGCAGCGCGCCCUGGGAACUGGAGAGCCCGCAGGCUGGGUCCUCUGGGCGAGGAGGAGCGCGGCAGCUGCAGGACAGGGGAGCCACCUGGUGACCCGAGCGUCCUCACCCACCCCACCCCACAGCAGACCCGAGGCCUAGCGCCCCGCCCCGCCCCGCCAGCUUCCAAUAAAGAUGUGCGAUCCCGGGAGCUGCUGCCUCGAGUCUCUCCUUCAUCCUCGUGGGGGUAGGAGGGACACGAGGUGGAGCGGGCUCACAGGGAGGGACGCGG